AUGUUGACGACAAAGACGUACACAAAAUUCUUUUCGACGUUCCGCUCGUCCGCCGAACUUGUUCGUCGUUCCCUUCUUCCACCAAGAACGUUAAACCCGGCACCGGCAACCUACCCAAAAACCCUAUCUGGAGCGACCCAAAAUCUUGAACUCCGCUCCUCCUCCUUCCGCCCGCCCACCUGCCAUUCUCCUCCCGCGGUCCCACUUCAUCGCCUCCACCCCGCGAGGCUGCUGUCGGCGGCAGCCGGUGCUGCUGCUGUUUCAGAUGAUGGUCUCCAACUCCAAGACGGAAAUAAAGUCACAAAAGGUGGUGAUGGGAAGAUGGUUACUGCCACAAAGAAGGGUGCUGCUGUGCUGGAUCACCACAUUCCUGACCACAUAAAACAGGCCUAUCAUGUCUUGCAAGUGGGUGAUCAGAUCUAUGAUGCCACCUUGAACCAGACUAAUGUUGGUAGCAACAACAAUAAGUUCUAUAUCAUCCAGGUUUUAGAACCUGAUGCUGGUGGACACUUCAUGGUUUACAAUAGAUGGGGGAGAGUAGGGGCAGCAGGCAAAGAUAAGCUACUUGCCUUUCCAAAACGAGGCCGAGCAAUCUAUGAAUUUGAGAGGAAGUUUCAGGACAAAACUAGUAACCUUUGGUCUAACCGCAAAAAUUUUAAACCUUAUGCAAAUAAAUACACUUGGCUUGAAACGGACUACGGUGAAACUGAGAAGGAAACAAACAAGACUGAGAAGAAAGGCUCCAUGACUGAUCGGAUAAAAGAGACACAGCUAGAAAUUCGAACUGCACAAUUCAUAUCCCUGAUUUGCGAUAUUAGCAUGAUGAAGCACCAAAUGGUGGAAAUAGGUUAUAAUGCCGAUAAACUUCCCCUUGGAAAGCUAAGCAAAUCUACAAUACUGAAGGGGUAUGAUGUCCUGAAAAGGAUAUCCAAUGUUAUUUCAAUGGCAGACAAGGGACAGCUUGAGCAAUUGACUGGGGAAUUCUACACCGUGAUUCCACAUGACUUUGGUUUCAGAAAGAUGAGUGAAUUUAUUAUCGACACUUCUCAGAAACUAAAAGCUAAGCUGGAAAUGGUUGAAGCACUAGGUGAGAUUGAGAUUGCAACCAAGCUUUUAGAGGAUGAUUCAAGUGACCAGGAUGAUCCGCUAUAUGCUCGAUACAAGCAACUUCGUUGUGACUUCACACCUCUUGAAGCUGAUUCAGAAGAAUACUCUAUGAUAAAAACAUAUUUGAUGAACACCCAUAAAGAAACACACUCGGGCUAUACUGUGGACAUUGUGCAAAUAUUUAAGAUGUCACGGCAUGGUGAAACACAGCGGUUUCAAAAGUUUGCUAGUACAGGAAAUAGGAUGCUUUUGUGGCAUGGUUCUCGGUUGAGCAACUGGGCGGGGAUCCUUUCUCAGGGUCUGCGAAUUGCUCCCCCUGAAGCACCUGUUAAUGGUUACAUGUUCGGCAAGGGUGUUCACUUUGCUGAUAUGUUUUCAAAGAGUGCAAACUACUGCUGCGCUUCGAAAUCAUCUAGAUCUGGAGUCCUGCUUCUAUGUGAGGUUGCAUUGGGCGAUAUGAAUGAGCUACUAAAUGGAGAUUACAAUGCUAAUAACCUACCCAAUGGAAAGCUAAGGACCACCGAUGAUGGUGUGCUUGUUCCACUUGGGAAACCUACUAAACACGAAUCGUCCAAAACGGCUUGCUUGCGUUACAACGACUACAUAGUGUAUAAUGUAGAUCAGAUAAAAAUGCGGUAUGCCCUCCAUGUUACCUUCAACUUCAAGAGACGCUAG
Messenger RNA from Miscanthus lutarioriparius, 1782 nucleotides. The record is from the annotation of a GenBank genome assembly. Lineage: Eukaryota; Viridiplantae; Streptophyta; Magnoliopsida; Poales; Poaceae.